GGUGAGCGCCGCUUCCGGGGUCGGGAGCCCGCAGCGCGGCCGGCUCCGGCUUCCACUCGGUGGGGUGCGCUGGAGAUUAUGGCGUCCUCGGUCCCGCCGGCCUCUGUACCGGCGGCGACAGCGGCCCCCGGCACGGGUUUCGGCUUCGCUUCCAAAACCAAGAAGAAGCAUUUCGUGCAGCAGAAGGUGAAGGUGUUCCGGGCGGCAGACCCGCUGGUGGGCGUGUUCCUCUGGGGCGUAGCCCACUCGAUCAAUGAGCUCAGCCAGGUGCCUCCCCCGGUGAUGCUGCUGCCUGACGACUUUAAAGCCAGCUCCAAAAUCAAGGUCAACAAUCACCUUUUCCACAGGGAAAAUCUGCCCAGUCAUUUCAAGUUCAAGGAAUAUUGUCCCCAGGUCUUCAGGAACCUCCGUGAUCGAUUUGGCAUUGAUGACCAGGACUACUUGGUGUCCCUAACCCGAAGCCCCCCGAGUGAAACUGAAGGCAGUGACGGUCGCUUCCUUAUCUCCUAUGAUCGGACUCUGGUCAUCAAAGAAGUAUCCAGUGAGGACAUUGCUGACAUGCACAGCAACCUCUCCAACUACCACCAGUACAUUGUGAAGUGCCAUGGCAGCACGCUGCUGCCCCAGUUCCUGGGCAUGUACCGGGUUAGCGUGGACAACGAGGACAGCUACAUGCUUGUGAUGCGCAACAUGUUUAGCCAUCGUCUUCCUGUGCACAGGAAGUAUGACCUCAAGGGCUCGCUAGUGUCCCGGGAAGCCAGCGAUAAGGAGAAGGUGAAAGAAUUGCCCACCCUUAAGGAUAUGGACUUUCUCAACAAGAACCAGAAAGUCUAUAUUGGUGAAGAGGAGAAGAAGGUCUUUCUAGAGAAGCUAAAGAGAGAUGUGGAGUUCCUAGUGCAGCUGAAGAUCAUGGACUACAGCCUUCUGCUGGGCAUCCAUGACAUCAUUCGGGGCUCUGAACCGGAGGAGGAGGGACCUGUGCGGGAGGAGGAGUCAGAGGGGGAUGGGGACUGCGGCCUGACUGGGCCUCCUGCUCUGGUGGGCUCCUACGGCACUUCCCCUGAGGGUAUCGGCGGCUACAUCCAUUCCCACCGGCCCCUGGGCCCUGGAGAGUUUGAAUCCUUCAUUGAUGUCUACGCCAUCCGGAGCGCGGAGGGGGCCCCCCAGAAGGAGGUUUAUUUCAUGGGCCUCAUUGACAUCCUGACACAGUAUGAUGCCAAGAAGAAAGCAGCUCAUGCCGCCAAAACUGUCAAGCAUGGGGCGGGGGCAGAGAUCUCGACUGUCCAUCCUGAGCAGUAUGCUAAGCGAUUCCUGGAUUUUAUUACCAACAUCUUUGCCUAAGAGACGGCCUGAUUCCAUGGUGACUGCUGCUUUAUGUUCCAGGUGGUGGGGUUCUGAGAGGCUUGGGGCAAUUGUGGAUAUCCUGGCCACUUCUCUUCCUCCUUUGCUGACUUUAGGCUACAAGCGCCUUCCAUCCAAAUAACUCCAUCUUGUGGAGUAGGCUCUUCUUGGCCCUCGGAAUUACAUUGACCUCUCUCCCCUUCCCUCCUCCUCUCCCUUCCCCUCAACAAGUCUGCUUGCUUCAUUAGAGUGUUACUGUUGACGCUCCCAAGUGCCUUGAUCUUUGUAAGAUGUCCUGUUGUUCCCAUAACCUAGGAGGAGCUGGGGGAAGGGGGUUGUUUGCCAUCUUCAGGACCUGACUGGACAGAUGGACCUGGCUCAAGCAACUACUCUGGAUGCCCUCUGUCAUAUGAGAUGCACUAAGAGUGUCUGAAUUUUGCUGAUAACUUUAUAGAGCUCAUUGUGGCAUGCUUCCUUCCCAGUAGGCCCUGGGAUGGAAGAUGUUCCAAGAUACUACAGAUGUGGGUGCAGACAUGCGUACACAUGAUGGGAUGUGGCUGAUCUUAAAAGAUGGGGUGGAGAGUGCUCAGCAGCCUGGCACCUCAUGGAGGUGGGACCUCUGAGGACUCUUGUGAUUAUGCAGGGAACUGGAGAAGGUCUCUGUCAAGAAGGAGCCCAGAGAUGGCCUGGCUACCAAAGUGUUGAAUCCAGGGUGGAACGUUUGACUAUUGCUGCUCUUCACCAGGACCUCAUAUCCCUCCUGGGGCUGGAACCCUUCAGUGUGGGUGUGGCCAGUUCUGGAGGCUAGGAGGAUGGGCCAGGGCUGUAAGGCUCAUUCCUCAUGUUAAAUUUCCUUUCUUCAUGUCUGGCCAUCCCUGAGGUUUUAGUCCUAACAGAAGGGAAGGAAUAUCUCUAUCUGGGUCAGCCCUUGUCAUUUCAAGAAGAUGGAGGUCUCACGUGUAGGGACCUCCUCUACUCCCUGGAAAUGUGGCCCUAGUAUACUUCCUUCCCCCACCCCUUCUGAAACCCUUUUUUCCAGUUGGAUUUGUUAUUCUGUUCUUUUUUGUCCCAUCUUAUACUGCUACUGUGUCUCCCAGGGGACAGAUGGCCUUCUUUGUCAUCUUCACUCUCCACCCCCAGAGAGGAGUCAGAGCCAUAACUCAAUCACCCAGCCCCCUCCAAAGAGAGUUGAGUUGCUGCGUGAUAUUCUCAGAAUGCGGAGGACCCUGAUGAGCUGAGAUGGUGUCCUCCUCUCCCUCCAAUGCCUCUGGGGCUAAAGCAGACAUUCUUUUGAUUCUACACCCCCCCCCCCCCCCCGGCUUCUGCAUUUCUCUAAAACAAAGAUGGGCACCAGCAACUAACCUGUGGGGGUGCAAAGGCUCUUGGCUCUGUAUCUGGCUGGACUGAUCUGUCUCACAAGAAGUCAUGAGGUCAUAAAGGAGAAUUGCUCCCUCUCCUCCAUCUUCUGCUCCAAAGGAAGGAACAAGAGGAGUCCCCAGUUAAGGAUUGGAGCCCCUAUGCUAUCUUCCUGAUGGAGCCUGAUGGAUCUUUUUCAUUCCAGCCGUCUUCCUUUCCCCUGUUGAAUGCAAUAAAACUCCAUGACACCAGCAACUGCUGUUCUUUAGAAAUGGGUUUUCUGACCAUUUGGCUGAUACAUCAUAAGCAUUAUGGUUUUCUUCAUUGUUGCUUCCGUUUUUCACCUUUUUGUUUUAUUAAUUAAUUAAAAAUAUCUUGUAUAUUUACUCAUUGCUGUCACUAUAUAGAAAAUAAAUUAUUGAAUCCAAA
Molecule: messenger RNA, 3126 nt
Organism: Camelus dromedarius (Arabian camel)
Lineage: Eukaryota; Metazoa; Chordata; Mammalia; Artiodactyla; Camelidae
Gene: PIP4K2C
Product: phosphatidylinositol-5-phosphate 4-kinase type 2 gamma
Exons: 10
Coding region: 79-1341 (420 amino acids)
Biological process (GO): phosphatidylinositol phosphate biosynthetic process
Cellular component (GO): plasma membrane
Molecular function (GO): 1-phosphatidylinositol-5-phosphate 4-kinase activity; 1-phosphatidylinositol-4-phosphate 5-kinase activity
Source: RefSeq, a predicted model, not a curated record